UUCAUUUAUGUGUAGGCUCCUUUUCAUCAUCUCCCCAAUUUUCCAUAUUUAUAUGAAAACAUGUCACAUUUCCAAAUAAGUUGCCUUAGCAUAUUAAAGUCUCCCGGAAAGCUAAUGUUCCUUUCUUCAAGGGGAGUGCUGAAUUAGGGGUAGUUAUGUGACAUAAAAUAUAGUUUUCUUACUGAGUUUGGAUUUUCAAAGUAGUGAGUGUGCUCUUAAUUCACAACGGAAGUAUAGUCUCAUUUUGUCUUUUUCAAAGUUAAUAAUGGCCUAAUUCUUUAUAACAUGUUUAUUGUAUGUAUGUGUCAUUGAAGAGAAUAGCAAGUUAAACUAACUCUGUUGCUUCUACUUAUGUGAGUUUCAAUGAAUACGUUUCAUUUGCAAAUGGAUUUGGUUUAAUUUUCAAACCAACAUUCUGGCAGGACAUUUUUAUAUAGAUUAUAUCUACGUACUCUCAUUUCAAGUUUGCCCACUCUCAAUAUUUUCUUUUUAUGUAUUGGGCUAGUACCUUCAUUAUUAGCUCUCAAGUAUUUUGAAAUAUUUUGACAGUUUCCCCAGAGAUAUAGUGAGAGAGAGAGAGAGAGAGAGAGAGUGUGUGUGUGUGUGUGUGUGUACAUACACAAUCUCCUGUACUGUGUGAAGUGAGUAUUACAUUCCUGUUGCCAUUCAAAUAAUUUGAAGUGUAAAUGCUUUCUUACUGGGCAUGUUUCACUUUCUCAAAACAAUAUCUUGAGUAUGUAAUGCUUUUUCUUUACACUAUUAACUACAAAAUAGAAGAAAAUGCAUAAGAAAAGAUUUUUUUGAAAGGAUAUUUAAUGACUGAUAAUAUUCAAGGACAAUUGGCUAGGGAUUCUUUGAAGGCCACAUAUUGGGUCAGGUUUAUGUCUGAUCUUUUUGUGGAGGUACAUAGAUAUUUUCUUCCUACUUUAAAGAUAGGAUUUUAUGGUGUGCCUAACAAACAUGUUUAUCCUCAGAAUCGAACUACUUAUACUCAUGAAAGUACAAGACCAAGAAUUUUUUCAUUUGAAUUGAUAGACUUCCAAGUUGAUAAAUAGUUCUCAGUAAUUGAAAGUAGGCUUGUUACCUAGAAAAAGAUAAGUUUAUAAUAUUCUUUGGAUUACUAAUGUUCCUAAAGAUUCUUUCAAAAUGUAUUGGUAGAGUUGUGGAGUACUAUCCUUAUUUCUGGUAAAUGCAAGUUGGAAUGUCUCCAUUUUGUUCUAAAAAUGUCAAUGUGUCUUUCACUUUACUUCCUACCAGGUGUGAUUCCGAUAAUGAGUACAAUGUUUCUUAUGUCUAGAUUAACAUAGUAUUGUAAAAUUUUGAUUUAGAAAUGUUAAGUGUCAACCAGUUGUUAGAGUAGUUCUUCCAUUCAGGCAAUUUUAAGAAUCUUUUUUAAAAAAGUUGCUCCAAGUUAUAGCUAAGUGAAAUCAUUCUAUUAUAUGAUUUCUCAAAACGGGAAAUUUCUAGGGAGGUGUCCUGUAAGAGAUAUGUUGGGGAGCGGGGUAGGUGACAAAGCAGGUGUACUCAAAUCUUAAGGUUAAAACUACUAUGUAUAGAAACUUCAAAAUCAUUUAAAAACUCUUUGGAAAAGUCAGAAUACAACUACAGCUAUGGAUAAUCUCAAGAAGGUGUCUCUGUAUGAAAAAAUUUAGGGAAAAUUUUAAAAGGGCACUAAAGUUUGUAUUAAACCAAAUACUGUAAUUACAGUCAGCACCACGUCUAUCUCUAUUUGAAAAAACGGUAGGUGGAGCUAUUUAAAGUAUAAAAACCAAAAAUCGUUCCCGGAGUUCAAGAUUAUGCAGUUAUUGGUUAAGACUCUGAGCGCCGCUGUUCACCAAUCAGGGAGAGAAAGCGGCGAGGUCCGGCUCGAGGUGCACGCGCCUGAAGCACAAAGCGCACAUAAAAAGAAGCUAACUAUCUCCGGGACUGAGAGGAAAACGAGCAGAGAAGUUCCCGCGCCCCAUCUGUCUGAUUCCAGGCCGAAGAGCUGAUCCUGACUUUGGUGGUCAAGGGAAGAACUGGAAAUAAUCCCUGAGGAAAAUCACAAUGACUCCUGCGCUACCGCACCAGUACUGCAAAGGGCUGGUCCUGCUGGGAUUUCUGGGGAUUCUGUGGGAGACUGGAUGCACCCAAAUCCACUAUUCAAUUCCUGAAGAGCUGGAGAAAGGCUCUAGGGUGGGCAACAUCGCCAAGGAUCUGGGGCUGGAGCCCCAGGAACUGGCGGAGCGCGGAGUCCGCAUCGUCUCCAGAGGUAGGACGCAGCUUUUCGCUCUGAACCCGCGAAGCGGCAGCUUGAUCUCCGCAGCCAGGAUAGACCGGGAGGAGCUCUGUAUGGGGGCUAUCAAAUGUCAAUUAAUUCUGGAGAUUCUGAUGGAGGAUAAAGUGAAAAUAUAUGGAGUGGUGGUAGAAGUGAGGGACAUUAAUGAUAAUGCCCCUUAUUUCCGGGAAGGCGAAUUAGAAAUAAAAGUGAGUGAAAACGCAGCCACUGGGAUGCGGUUCCCCCUUCCCCACGCUUGGGAUCCGGAUUCAGGGAAGAACUCUCUGCAGAGCUACGAACUCAGUAGCAAUACCCUCUUCUCCUUGGACGUGCAAAGCGGAGCGGAUAGGAAUAAGUACCCGGAAUUGGUGCUGGAACGCCCCUUGGACCGCGAGGAAAAGGCCGUUCACCACCUGGUUCUCACGGCCUCGGAUGGCGGCGACCCAGUCCUCACUGGUACCGCAAGCAUCCGCGUCAUGGUCGUUGAUGUGAACGACAAUGCACCAGCGUUUGCUCAAUCCGAGUACAGAGUGAGCGUUCCGGAGGAUGUGGCCGUUGGCACAAAGCUGCUUGUGGUAAAGGCCACUGACCCUGACGAAGGAGCCAAUGCGGAAGUGAUGUAUUCCUUCCGGUAUGUGGACAACAAGGCGGCCCAAGUUUUCCAGCUAGACUGUAAAUUAGGGACAAUUUCAACAAUAGGAGAGCUAAACCACGAGGAAUCGGGAUUCUAUGAGAUGGAAGUGCAAGCAGUGGAUAAUGCAGGAUAUUCUGCACGAGCAAAAGUCCUGAUCACAGUUUUGGACGUGAAUGACAAUACCCCUGAGGUAGUUGUCACCUCUCUGUCCAGCUCCAUUCUGGAAAACUCUCCUAGAGGAACACUGAUUGCCCUCUUAAAUGUAAAUGAUCAAGAUUCUGGGGAAAAUGGACAAGUUAUCUGUUUCAUCCAAGGGAAUCUGCCCUUUAAAUUAGAAAAGUCUUAUGGAAAUUACUAUAGUUUAGUGACAGACACACUCCUAGACCGGGAACUUGUUCCUAGCUACAACCUCACUGUCACUGCUACUGAUAGAGGAAGUCCUCCUCUGUCUACAGAAACUCUUAUCUCAUUGAAUGUGGCAGACACCAAUGACAAUCCGCCUGCCUUCUCUCAUGCUUCCUACUCUUCCUGUAUCACAGAAAACAACCCCAGAGGGGCCUCCAUAGUCUCUUUGACUGCCAAUGACCCUGACUAUGGAGAGAACGCCCAGGUCACUUACUCCCUGGUUGAGGAUACCCUCCAGGGAGUACCUCUGUCCUCCUAUGUCUCCAUCAACUCAGACACAGGAGUCCUAUAUGCACUGUGCUCCUUCGACUAUGAGAAGUUCUGAGAUUUGCAGCUACAAGUAAUGGCAUAUGACAGUGGGGACCCGCCCCUCAGCAGCAAUGUGUCCCUGAGCAUAUUUGUGCUGGACCAGAAUGACAAUGCCCCAGAGAUCCUGUAUCCCAGUCUCCCCACAGAUGGCUCCACUGGUGUGGAGCUGGCACCCCGCUCUGCAGAGCCUGGCUGCCUGGUGACCAAGGUGGUGGCGGUGGACAGAGACUCAGGCCAGAACGCCUGGCUGUCCUACCGCCUGCUCAAGGCCAGCGAGCCAGGGCUCUUCUCAGUGGGGCUGCACACGGGCGAGGUGCGCACCGCGCGGGCCCUGCUGGACAGAGAUGCGCUCAAGCAGAGCCUGGUGGUGGUGGUCCAGGACCACGGCCAGCCCCCGCUCUCGGCCACAGUCACGCUCACUGUGUUCGUGGCCGACAGCAUCCCAGACGUCCUGGCUGGCCUAAGCAGCCUUGAGUUUCCCACCGAACCCGAUGAUGUUGGCCUCACUCUCUACCUGGUAGUGGCGGUGGCUGCCAUCUCCUGCAUCUUCUUGGCCUUUGUCCUCGUGCUGAUGGCGCUCAGACUCAGGCGCUGGCACAGGUCACGUGUGCUCCGCACUUCAGGAAGCAAGUUGGCUGGUGUGCCUGUGUCUAACUUUGUGGGCCUGGAUGGGGUGCGGGCUUUCCUGCAGACCUAUUCACACGAGGUCUCCCUCACCGCGGACUCGAGGAAGAGUCAUCUUAUCUUCCCGCAGCCCAACUAUGCGGACACGCUCAUCAGCCAGGAGAGCUGUGAGAAAAGCGAGCCUCUUUUGCUGUCAGGUGACUCCAUUUUUCCUAAAGAGAAUCAUGUAUUAAUGCAGGUGAGUCUAUAUCCAAUAUUUUUCUAUGAGCUUUGAGCAAAGAAUCUCUUACUAUAUAUAAUUAGCACAUACCGGAAUUUAUAAAGCAGACACCAGAAAAUUUAAAUGACUACCUUCACUCAAGCCUUAUUUAUAACAUUUUCAAAUAUAUUUGCAUAUGUUACAUAUAAAAAAUCAUAUUCACUUUAUAAAGUACUGUUAAUGCGCUGCAAUUUUUAUAAUUUAAUAUACCAGCUAUAAACUGUUUCCUGCUUUUAAUCGGUCUUCUCGCCCCCACAUUGGAUGAAAAGCUUUAUGUAGAACAUCUGAUUCUAAUUACAUGUUAAGAAUACAAAUCCUUCUAGAGGGGAUAAUUCAAUAAAAAGUAUAAAUGAAAGUUUUAAUAAUUGUUAUAAAUAGAGCAGCUUCUAACUACACAUGAAAUUACCAACAAAUUCAUAAAGUACAGUAAUUCUUUCUGCUCAUUAGGGAUGUAUACAUUUACACUUUUCAGGGUCCUAAGUCAUUUCAUAGUCUCAAAUCAAUCAUUCAUGA
This is a messenger RNA of Talpa occidentalis (Iberian mole), 5001 nucleotides long. RefSeq names its product protocadherin gamma-A12-like. Lineage: Eukaryota; Metazoa; Chordata; Mammalia; Eulipotyphla; Talpidae. Gene Ontology annotation, biological process: homophilic cell-cell adhesion. Gene Ontology annotation, molecular function: calcium ion binding. Gene Ontology annotation, cellular component: plasma membrane. The transcript has a single exon. The coding region runs from base 3640 to 4503 and encodes 287 amino acids. The record is from RefSeq and is a predicted model, not a curated record.